Messenger RNA from Penicillium oxalicum, 2916 nucleotides. Its product is annotated as ssDNA endodeoxyribonuclease RAD1. Gene Ontology annotation, molecular function: damaged DNA binding; single-stranded DNA binding; single-stranded DNA endonuclease activity. The coding region runs from base 1 to 2916 and encodes 971 amino acids. The record is from RefSeq and is a predicted model, not a curated record. Gene Ontology annotation, biological process: double-strand break repair via single-strand annealing, removal of nonhomologous ends; nucleotide-excision repair involved in interstrand cross-link repair; resolution of meiotic recombination intermediates. Gene Ontology annotation, cellular component: nucleotide-excision repair factor 1 complex. Lineage: Eukaryota; Fungi; Ascomycota; Eurotiomycetes; Eurotiales; Aspergillaceae. The transcript has 8 exons.
AUGCCGCCAGAAAGAACAACGGUGCCAGUGAAGCUCUCAUUGCCUCUGCAAUAUCAACAAGAGAUCUUCACUGAACUACGUUCCGAAGAUGAAUUGGUCAUUCUGGCCCGUGGGCUUGGUCUUCUCCACCUCAUAACCAAUCUACUUCAUUUCUAUGAUGCAGCCGGAAAUAACCUUGUUUUGGUAGUCGGCGCAGACGACCGUGAGAAUGAGUGGAUUGGAGAAGCAUUGGCGGAGCACUAUGCAACGAGCAAGUCCCCGCUUGCCCGGGGGUUGAAAGUGAUCAACACUGAAAAGGCAACGGUUCCCAUGCGAGAGCGAAUAUAUGCCGAGGGUGGCAUUCUGAGUGUCACAUCCAGGAUACUGGUUGUUGAUUUACUUUCUAAACUUCUCGACCCCGAGAAGGUGACAGGAAUGAUUAUCCUGCAUGCCGAGAAGGUGAUGGCAACGUCUUUGGAGGCCUUCAUAACUCGCAUUUACCGACAGACGAACAAACGGGGCUUUCUAAAAGCCUUCUCUGAUUCACCCGAACCAUUCACGACUGGCUUUGCUCCACUCUCUAAUAUGUUACGCAAUCUGUUCUUACGGAAAGCAUCUUUGUGGCCUCGCUUUCAUGUCUCUGUGGCAGAGGCUUUGGAAGGUAACCGGAAGGCUGAAGUGAUCGAGCUGGAGGUUCCAAUGAGCAACAAGAUGCGCGAGAUUCAGAAUGCGGUUCUUGAAUGCGUCGAGCUAAGUAUUGCUGAACUUCGCAAAUCCAACACAGGUCUCGAUAUGGAAGAAUGGACUUUGGAUAGUGCCCUCCAUAAAAAUUUUGAUGUCUCCAUCCGACGACAGCUUGAUCCGAUAUGGCAUCGCGUCACAUACAGGACACGGCAGAUCGUAAGCGACUUGACAGACCUGCGUGGAAUACUUCAUGCUCUACUCACUUAUGACGCGGUCUCGUUUAUGAAGUACCUCGAUACAAUCGUUUCCGCUCAUUCGCCGCCCCCUGGGUCCAACAAACACAACUAUUCACCCUGGCUAUUUCUCGACGCCGCACACGUUCUCUUCCAAACUGCCAAAUCACGAGUCUACCAGGGCAAAAUGACGGAUGAGAUGUCACGUUCUUGGUCAUCAACCAACUUUUCGGCGGAGCUCAAGCCCGUUCUUGAGCCUCUGCCAAAAUGGGAGGUCCUUGGAGAAGUGCUCGAAGAAAUAGAGCAGGAUUCCUACUUGAAUCCGAUGAACCCAAAUGAAGACUCCAACGGCACGAUACUGAUCAUGUGUGGCGAUCAACGCACAUGCCGGCAGCUGCGGGAGUAUGUGGCCACAAUGCAUGCUAAGGUCUCUUCCGGGUCCAAUGGGGCCGAUGAGAAUAAAGAUAAUCUGGUUGAGGAAGGAUCGUCUUCUGAAUUGAUGAUGCGUCGUCGUCUUCGUGAUUAUCUCAACUGGAAGAGGUCAUUGUCAAACGUCAAUAAGAACUUAUCCCAAUCGGAAGAAGUGACAAAGACAGCGGAGGCUGCCAAGUUUGGCCAACGGCAGGCUAGGCCGCCUCCCAACAAGCGUCGACGAGUACGUGGGGGAGGAGCCGUGAACUCGGCAUCUAGUCGUGUUCCCGACAGCAGCGUGCAAACUCACGUCGAGUUGCCCACUCAAGUGAUCAGUCUCCUUGAAGAGAUCCAGCCAACCGAGGUCGAGGAAGUUCAAAAAGAAGAGAUUGUCGUCGACGAUCUUGAGGACGCUGAGGACUUCUACGAACUGUACGAGAUGAAUGAUUUGGUCAUGAUUCACCCAUACGAUGGCGAUAUGGACGAGCAUAUAUUGGAAGAGGUUCGACCGCGGUACAUCAUCAUGUAUGAGCCGGAUGCUGCUUUUAUUCGGCGCGUUGAGGUGUACCGGAGCUCCCACGUGGGAAGAAUUGUAAAGGUUUACUUCCUCUCGUACGAGGGCUCUGUCGAGGAACAACGAUACUUGAGUGCAGUCCGUCGGGAGAAGGAUUCCUUUUCGAAAUUGAUCAAGGAGAAAGGGAACAUGGCUGUGACUUUGACUCAUGACAAGAGUUCCGCGGAUCCACAAGAGCAGUUCCUACGCACCGUCAACACUCGAAUUGCGGGAGGCGGGAGACUUGCGGCAACCGCGGCACCUCCUCGGGUUAUUGUCGACGUGCGCGAGUUUCGAAGUGCCUUGCCUUCUCUGUUGCAUGGCAAUAACAUGAUCGUCAUCCCCUGCCAACUGACAGUUGGGGACUAUAUUCUCACCCCGGACAUUUGUGUAGAGCGCAAAUCUAUUCGCGAUCUGAUUGCCUCGCUGCGCAAUGGCCGUCUUUACAACCAGGCUGAAACCAUGAUUCAGCAUUACAAGACACCACUCUUGUUGAUUGAAUUCGACCAGAACAAAUCCUUCACCUUUGAUGCCUUUGCAACAAUCUCGACCGGAACGACUUUCUUGACUGACUAUGGCUUCUCGUCCACAGGCCAAGCCACCAGCUCUAGCACCAGCGCUCACACCAAUCCCUCGAAUCCAAAAUCCGCGCAGCACUUGAUCGUCCUCUUGACACUCGCUUUCCCUCGCCUGAAAAUCAUCUGGUCGUCGUCCCCCUAUCAGACGGCGGAGAUCUUUGCGGAGCUCAAGAAGAAUGCUGCAGAGCCCGACCCUCUCCGCGCGGUUCAGAUCGGUCUCGAUAUGGACAUCACAGGGCCUUCUGGAGAUCUCAUGGCCGCAACUGGUAUUGAGCAUCGCAUAUUCAAUCAACUGCCGCAGGAUAUGCUUCGAGCCGUGCCAGGAGUCACACCGAAGGCACUCGACCGACUUAUUCUCGAAACGGAGAAUUUACACGAAAUUGCGAACAUGAGCGUGGAGCAGUUGGAUCCAAUUGUUGGAAAAGAAGCAGCACGAAAGAUUGUAGCCUUUUUCCGGAAAAGUGUGUUUGAUGAUUGA